This is a messenger RNA of Brassica rapa (field mustard), 1372 nucleotides long. RefSeq names its product UDP-glycosyltransferase 79B9-like. Gene Ontology annotation, molecular function: UDP-glucosyltransferase activity. NCBI's taxonomy places the organism in Eukaryota, Viridiplantae, Streptophyta, Magnoliopsida, Brassicales, Brassicaceae. The record is from RefSeq and is a predicted model, not a curated record.
ACGAUUUGUUUCCCGUUCUUGUUUCGAUAAUUCGUAUACAAAAUGGUCCAAAAGUACCACGCAUUUAUGUUCCCGUGGUUCGCUUUUGGUCAUAUGAUUCCAUACUUGCAUCUAGCAAACAAGUUAGCUGAGAAAGGUCAUAGGGUAACUUUCUUGCUGCCCAAGAAAGCUCAGAAACAGUUGGAACAUCACAACCUGUUCCCAGACAACAUCGUCUUUCAUCCAUUGCUUACUGGUUUACCGUUUCUUGUAGCGGUAACUCCACCAAAAGGAGCAAAGACGAUUCAAGAAGCGUUACCAGAAGGGUUUGAGGAGAGAGUGAAGGGUCGUGGAGUAGUUUGGGGAGAAUGGGUGCAUCAACCAUUGAUAUUGGCUCAUCCAUCAGUAGGCUGCUUUGUGAGCCAUUGUGGAUUUGGGUCAAUGUGGGAGUCUCUAAUGAGUGAUUGCCAAAUAGUCUUGCUUCCACUUUUGAGUGAUCAGAUCCUCAACACUAGAUUGAUGACUGAGGAGCUCGAGGUUUCGGUUGAAGUGCCAAGAGAAGAAACUGGAUGGUUCUCCAAGGAGAGCUUGAGUGCUGCUAUCAUUUCUGUGAUGGAUGAAGAUAGCGAGUUAGGGAAUCUGGUGAGGAGGAACCACUCCAAAUUGAAAGAGGUUUUGGUUAGUCCUGGAUUAUUAACCGGUUACACCGAUAAGUUUGUGGAAGCAUUGCAGGAUCUAGUCAACGAUACAAAUCUUGAAUGAAGUACUCUGCUUGUGAAGCAGCUGUUUCAAGUAAGGCAAUAAGUGACCAGACCGUGACGAACUUGUUUAUGUUGUUACUAUUUUUAUUUAUUUUUUUCAUUUCAUCAGCUCUUUAGCAAUAUGCUAAUCCUUGAUCUCUUUGAAAUCCUACUUCAAAAAUUAUUGGAUAUAAAAUAUACAAUCAUUUUGUCAAAAAAAAAAAAUCAUGUUGGUGGGAUUUCUAUUAGAAAAAAUAGUCAUAUGAACUAAUCUCAAUGUCUUUGAUAAUUUCAAAAACUUAAUCUUGUGUGAUACCUUUUGAUAAAUGGAUUCGCAAUGUUGUCACCUGACUUAAUGUAAUCUAAUAGUUUUAUAUUGUUUUUAAAAUAUGACAAGUUCUUCUUUUUUUUAGUACAGCCCUUUGUCUAUUACAGUGUACACAUGACUCUAAUUGGUAUUUACAGAAGUAAAAAGGUGGAAAAGGGAUGAAAUAAAAUAAGUGAUACUGAGAGUAAGGGAAAACAUAGUAGACACCAAAACAAUCAAAGAACCAUUAACAAAGAUAAUCAAACUGAUUAACAGAGAUUGAGAGCUUGGAUCAUGAGUAAGCAAGAUAAUUGACAAGGAUAUAUUAGUAUCUGAAUCAAGGUGU